This is a messenger RNA of Monopterus albus (swamp eel), 1710 nucleotides long. It is a transcript of the gene hspa14, whose product is annotated as heat shock protein 14. Lineage: Eukaryota; Metazoa; Chordata; Actinopteri; Synbranchiformes; Synbranchidae. The transcript is spliced from 14 exons. The coding region runs from base 92 to 1621 and encodes 509 amino acids. The record is from RefSeq and is a predicted model, not a curated record. Gene Ontology annotation, molecular function: ATP-dependent protein folding chaperone; ATP binding.
GAAGAAGAAGUAGUACCGGAAGUUGUCCCUGGCAGCGGAACACUUUGCCGCAUGCGUGAGAAGCAUUCCCUUUACAUUGAGCUCUAUCAGCAUGGCUGCGAUUGGAGUCCACUUUGGAUAUACCUGCGCUUGUGUGGCGAUAUUUAAGGAUGGGAGAGCAGAUGUGGUGGCUAAUGAUGCAGGAGAUAGAGUAACUCCAGCUGUGGUGGCCUACAGAGACACAGAGCAGAUUGUAGGUAUUGCAGCAAAGCAAGGACGAGUCCGCAAUGCUGCCAACACAGUUGUUAAAGUGAAACAAGUGCUGGGGAGGAGCUUUGAUGAUCCAACGACACAAGCUCACAAAUCCGAGACAAAGUGUCAGGUGGUCAGCAGAGAAGAGAAGCCUUAUUAUGAGAUUACAGCAGGAGAGCAGUCAGAGUAUGUUGCUCCAGAGGAGGUUGCAAAACUCAUCUUCCACAAAAUGAAAGAAACAGCUCAGUCAGCUCUGGGCUCUGAUGUCACGGAUGCAGUCAUUACAGUCCCUUUUGAGUUUGCACAUGCUCAGAAGCGUGCUCUGAGGGAGGCAGCUGAAGCUGCAGGCUUCCAUGUACUGAGGCUGAUCCACGAGCCUGCUGCUGCUCUGUUGGCCUAUAACAUUGGACAGAACUGUUCUUCUGGAAAAAGCCACGUCCUGGUGUAUAAGCUGGGUGGGACGUCGCUGAGCGUGACAGUGCUACAGGUCAGCGGAGGAAUGUUCCGCGUUCUCAACACCCACACUGACCACAGCAUCGGGGGAGAGAGCUUCACCCAGGCCUUGGCCCAGCACCUCGCCGCUGAGUUCAGACGCACCUUUAAGCAUGAUGUGAGCAGUAAUGCUCGGGCAAUGCUGAAGCUGAUGAAUGGAGCUGACAUGGCCAAACACUCGCUAUCCUCUCUGGGAUCAGCCAACUGCUUCGUCGACUCCCUGCACGACGGCAUUGACUUUGAAUGUAGUAUCUCUAGAGCACGAUUUGAGUUGCUCUGCUCCUCACUCUUCAACAAGAGCAUCCAGCCAAUCAGAGCCCUGCUAGAGGAUACGGGACUUUCCACCAGUAACAUUAACAAGGUGGUUCUUUGCGGUGGCUCAGCCAGGAUCCCACGGCUUCAGCAGAUGAUCCGUGACAUGUUUCCUGAUGUGGAGCUACUCAGCUCGGCACCGCCUGAUGAGGUCAUUGCUGUGGGAGCUGCCCUGGAAGCAGGCUUACUGGUCGGCAGAGACAACCUUGUCCCAGAGGAAGAGUCUGUCACAGUGGAUGUUUCCGCCACUGACAUACUAGUGAAGGUUUACCAAGAGAUGGAUGAAUCUGGAGCUGAGGUGUUCACUGUUGUUCUUCCAUCGGGCACACCACUUCCUGCCCGCAGGCACCACACAAUGAGUGGACCCGGGAAACUGUCCUCCCUCUGUCUGGAGAUUUACCAGAGAUUUGUCAUGGAGCAGCCAGAAAAACUAGCUAAGAUUAUCUUAAGAGACCUGCAGCCUACAGAGGACAACCACAACAUUGACAUUGUGGUGACCAUGAAAAGGGAUGGCUCCGUUCAUGCUUCCUUUGUAGAGCAGAGCACCGGAAGAUCUGAGGUCGUCACCAUAGCGGCUGCUUCAUAAAGCCAUGGGACCACAGUCCAGACCACACAACACACAGGACACUGUUUUCGUUUUCUAUUUUUCACCCAAUAAACAUAAUGAAAUCUGGA